Clarias gariepinus (North African catfish) is the source of this 3834-nucleotide messenger RNA. RefSeq names its product LIM domain and actin binding 1b (gene lima1b). Bases 288 to 2270 code for a protein of 660 amino acids. The record is from RefSeq and is a predicted model, not a curated record. Gene Ontology annotation, biological process: actin filament bundle assembly. The transcript has 10 exons. Lineage: Eukaryota; Metazoa; Chordata; Actinopteri; Siluriformes; Clariidae. Gene Ontology annotation, cellular component: plasma membrane; actin cytoskeleton. Gene Ontology annotation, molecular function: actin filament binding.
CUUUCCUCCUCUCUUGCUCUUUCUCUCUCUCUCUCUCUCUCUCUCUCUCUCUGUGCCUCUUCUUUCAGAUCUUUUUCUAUCCAUCCCUUUCCAUUGUCCACGCUUUCCCUCCCUCCCCUCUGUCUGAAAGCUUCAGCCAGGGUUUCUUCUUACAAGCUGAGUUUUUUCUGCUCGCUCUACAUCUGGGGAAAAUUCAAUCACCACACAGAACGAGGAAUAGAGUGGGAAUAAAAAGAGGAGAGGAAACACUUCUUCUGUCCAGUGUGUGGAUCAGGACGACUCACUGAAUGAUUUACACACAAACAAAGGAAGCAGCUGGGAUGUCAGUAAGCUCGGUACAAUUGUGUAUUGACUCAAAUUUGCCUGUGGAGAGCCUGCCGUCCGCUGUUCGCUCUGGAACCUUGAGCAUGCUAAAGCAGCGUUGGGAGGAGAAGCGGCAAAACACACUCUCUGCGUCCACACCGGCACCUCCGGUGGAAACUCGAACUCCGGCUCGCUCUCACAGCUUCAGACCUGUGAGGGCCCAGGAAGAAAAGAAAGGUGAUUCAGAGGACGUGAUGGAGAUGAAGCAGGAAAUGAAACAGGUAAUGAAGCAGGAGAUGAAGCUGGAGAUGGUAGUGGGGCAGGAGAAGAACGUGGAGAAAGAGCAGAAGAAAGAAGCAGAGGUAAUCUCGCCCACCAGCUCAGAGAAACCCAGCAUCGCUCUUAACAGCCUCAAGAUGAUGUUUGAAAAAGGAGAACCCAAGGUGCGGCGCAUGAACAGUACUUCAGAAGACUCAGAUGUUCGACCAGUAGACAGAGGUUUGAUCUCUCUGGAACGAUCCAAAUCUCUGAGGAACAGAAUGGCGAAGUAUCAGGCUGCCGUGUCCAAGCAAGACUCCCGGGGGCCUCAGCUUGUGUCAACCCCGGCUGAGAUCGAGAUCAAAAGUUCAGCAGUGGAUCUGAAUGAAAAUACGUCUCCAUGUGAUGGAGAACAGUCUGAGAAAGAGAACUCAGCUUUAGAGUUGACAAACACUUCACCCAAUGGUGUCUUAGCUGAUACAGGAAUUAUGGGCACCUCAACAUCUGAGCCAGAAACCACCAACGCCCCCAAAUUUGUCCGGGGGCAAAAGUUUCGUGGUAGUGUGCGAGAGACUUGUGUUGCUUGCCAAAAGACUGUUUACCCACUGGAGAAACUGGUGGCCAAUCAGCAGACCUUUCAUAAUGCUUGUUUCCGCUGCGCUCACUGCAACACCAAACUUAGCUUGGCCAACUUUGCCUGCCUGCAUGGUAGCAUCUACUGCAAACCUCAUUUCAACCAGCUCUUUAAGUCCAAAGGUAACUAUGAUGAGGGCUUUGGACACAGGCCUCAUAAGGAACUAUGGACAGCCCGAGGUGACUAUGAGGAGAAUGAAGAGGCUGAAAAGCCAAAACCUGCUUCCCCUGACCCCAUCCGAGUUAAGCCGCGUUGUUCAGAAAAAGUCUUGGAACAAAGUUCCACAGUUGAGGACACCCCAAUAGCCAAAGUCAGUGAUCUUACUACGUCUUUGGAAACCAAAACUCAACCACCAGUUAAAGAAGUAGAGAAAUCUUCAGCUUCUGUGGAGACAAAAAGAUUGAAGAUCACUUGGCCACCACAUGCUGAUGGUUCCAGUUCUGCUCUGGAAAGAGGAAGGAGCCCAGUUAAAGUCUUCAAGCUAAAAUGGCCACCAGGGGAUGAGGUUCAAUCCAAUGCGGACAGCACAGAGCGAGUGGAGUUGAGGAAUCUGAGACGCAGUGCAUCUCUCAAAGAGCGAAGUCGACCUUUUUCUGUGGCACCAAGCCUGGAGUCCACCAGUCAGGACCUCCCCGCCAAGACCUCUUUGGGGAGGCGUGGAUCUCUGGAGCUCCGUUCCACUUCCAAGAUACAGAUUGUCCAGAAGGAGAAUGAUGAGGAGAGCACAAAACCAAGAAAACCCUCAGAGUCCGAAUACAAGGCUUUACAUAGCAAUGAAGUAGAGGUUCCUUUAAAACAAGACGAGAAACCCAAAAUGCCACAAUCUAUCCUGAAACGGUCACAAUCAACCAAAACUGAGGAUCCUGAUGACCAGAUGGGGGCUGAGGAGAAACCAAACAAACCCCUUAAACUUAAGCAAACAUCACCUCAACUAGCUGAGGAGGAAAAUGCCAACAGGACAUCUCAAGAUGUUGGUUUCUGGGAUGAAGAAGAAGCAGAAGAAUCCCUUAGCAUGGAGGAUAUGAUCAAAAGGAACCGAUGUUAUGAAGAUGAAGACGAAGAUGCUGAAGUUUAAAUCCACUCAUUCCUCAGGAUCUGCUUAGACUCUUAGAAAAUAUUAUAAUGAUGGAAUGGAAUUUGAAAAAAGCCAUAAACAGUGAAGCUGUCCUUAUUAUUAUUAUUAUUAUUAUUAUUAUUAUUAUUAUUUGAUUUUAUCUUCAUCAUCUCUUUGUCUGAGUAGAUUUUUACAAAGCACAUUAUUUUAUUGCUGAUGCUUCUAAUGUGAUAUUUUUCAAAAUGUUUAGUUAUUUUUUAACAGCUGGAGAAAAAAAUGCUGUUUUUAUUGUUUAGGGGUUUUAUAUUCCACCAUUUUAUUUCUGUCUUAGCAGCCCUAUUGGGACAAAAUUAAAUGUUCUUUAUAUAUAUAUUUAGUUUCCUUAAGUUUCUAGCUUUUUCCUGCUAUGCAACUGAAGUUGGUCCACUUUAGACCUUUUAAACCCCUUAACCAGGUAAAAGCUGUUUUAGAGGAAUCUUUUUAAAAACAUUGAACGUUAUGAGUUGUUGCAAAUGACUACAUAGUGAAAUACUGAGAUUAUUUAUAAGAGAGUAGAAUUACUGAGAUCUACAGCUGUGUACAUGAAUACAAUCUUAUGCCUACUGCACCAUUUAAUGUCCAACAGUACGGAUAUAAAGAGAGAAUUAUAGCAGGCUUAAGAAGAUAAAUGUGGGAUACUGCAUUGUCAUAAUGUUUUUCUGAAUUCUUUUUUCCGCCCUGAAAAUAUUAUAUUUAGACAUAAUAUAAUAUAUUGUAUAAAGCACCAUGUUAUCAUAUCUUAAUUAAUAUUUUAAAUAUAGACAUCAAAAAAGCGGUGGUUAUGAAAAAGUAAUUUAAAUGAUCACUUUUUAUAACGAUUAUUUGUAAUAAUAUCAAAUAAUAAACUGUAGCAUUGUAUAAAAAAAAACAGAAGAGAAAUACGAUCAAGUUACAAGGUGUGGGCUGUCUAGACAUCACCCUGAAAAAAGAACACGGUCAUGAAAGGAUAAUAGGGCUAAUUUCUUAACCUUUUUUAUUAUUAUUAUUAUUAUUUGAAAAAAUUUUGCAAAUGGAACUAGCCAAAUUAUUUUAUAUAGCAUUUGUUUUGUUUUAUUUUUGUUGUUGUUGCAAUAUUGUUAACUGGAAUACUUAAAAUGAAUACUUUUUGCAAUUUAUAUGUAUGUUUGACCUUUUAUAGGUCAAUAAGUCAUGCUGCAAUUCCUUUCAUUAUACAGCAGCUCUUUAAAACAGUUAUUAUUAUACUUAUUUAUACUUGAUUUAUUCUUUGUUUUCAGGGCAUAAAUGAUUUCUCUCUCUUUUAUCUCUCUCUCUCUCACACACACACACACACACACACACACACUUUUAAUUAUGCCAUUGUGUUAAUGAGCUAGUCAUCUGGUCCUUUAUGUCUAAAACCUACCACAGUGCCUUUUAAUUUGCCUUAAUUCAUUCUUUUCUAUUAAUGUGAUUUAAAAAAAUAUGCAAAUGUUUUAUAUUCUGUCCUUUACGAUGAGACCAAAUUUUAUUUUUUUUUUAAAGUGUAAGAAACCCUGGUGAACUGUAAGCCUUUGGUAAAUUUAAUAAAUGAUUUCAGAGACUGUUA